GAAAAAUAGUUACUUUUUUUGGUAAUAAGCAAGUAGCUUGAUCUGAUUGAGUAGAUUCGAUUACAAAGUUGACUGCUUGAAAUGAGAAUGAUUGUAGUACGAUCAGGAUGAUUUUUGGAUUGGACUUUUGAGUUUGGAUGUUUGUAAGAAACCACUGAGUGCUGCUUUAACCUGAGCUGUAGGACUGGGUAUCUUUCUUAUGCUUCAGUGGGUUUCGUACAUUAAAACAGAUUUCUAUUUUCGAAGUCCCAAUUUUUCUACAAUAGUCAUUUACAAUAUCUUCUAAUAGAACGUGUGAAGAUGUCAUAUAAUGUAUCUUAACAAUGAAGGCUUUUGAUUGUGGAGAUCUUGUUCGUGUUGGUUAUCUCUAAUUGCUGCAAUCUUGCUAUUUUUAGGCAAGAAAGCCUUACAUUUACAGUAAUUCAUCUCGUAAACCUAGUUAGUCAGGUAAAAAGUUAGAAACAAUUUUUCCUUAAAGAAAAGAAAUAAUGGGGAUAUCAAAGGUUGUCGGAUGUGCGGCAACAGUUCUCUUCUCAGCAGCUAUCUACCUCAAGAAAUCUGGAUUUACUUACAUGCCAAUACCUCUCUUAGUUGGUGCUUUGGUUGGGUAUUCGGUCUCCAUUGCAUCUCAUCCAUCCAUAAAUUUGCCAUCGCUCUUGGGAAAGAGAUCUGAUGGAAGUUUCCCUCUCUGGGCAAAGUUUAUUUUCGGCCCAUAUCUAGUGUCUGUUAGGUUAUAUGCUGUGCUCAAAAGGUUGAAGAGGAGGGAGUCAUUGUACAAUGAAGUUUCUGAAAAUCUGUAUGUUGGGGGUUGGCCUACUUCCCCAAGUCAGAUGCCUCCUGGUGAUCCUGUAGUAAUUGAUUGCACAUGUGAAUUACCGAAGGGCUCUUUUAUUAACAAGGAUGCAUAUUUUUGCAUACCUCUAUGGGAUUCAAGGUCCCCAAGUCCAGCACAGAUUGAAUCUGCGGUUCGUUGGGCAUGCCAAAAGAGAGCUGAAAAGAAGCCAAUUUACAUUCAUUGUGCAAAUGGCCAUGGCAGAAGUGUCUGUGUAAUGUGUGCACUCCUAGUUGAAUUAGGAGUGGCCGAAAGCUGGAAAGAUGCUGAGAAGAUGAUCCGCGAGAAGCGUCCUUUCAUUAGAAUGAAUUCUCAUCAUCGAAAAAACAUGGAAGAAUGGACGAAGCAGAGGAUUCCGUCAAAGACAGGAUAAUUGGUUGUUAGUAUAAUCAUUAUUGUUAAAGUAAAAGAAGCCCUGCCAAUUACGGCAACUUAUACAUCAUUUGCAAUGCAGGUCAUGUAGUCUUUUGCUCAUCUUUCUUUUCAACAAUAAUUUAUUGGUUGACUCUGAUACUGUAAUAAAUCUCUCCUGUUAAUUCUA
This is a messenger RNA of Musa acuminata AAA Group (dessert banana), 1373 nucleotides long. RefSeq lists its product as uncharacterized. Gene Ontology annotation, biological process: protein dephosphorylation. Bases 489 to 1205 code for a protein of 238 amino acids. The transcript has 3 exons. The record is from RefSeq and is a predicted model, not a curated record. NCBI's taxonomy places the organism in Eukaryota, Viridiplantae, Streptophyta, Magnoliopsida, Zingiberales, Musaceae. Gene Ontology annotation, molecular function: protein tyrosine/serine/threonine phosphatase activity.